AUGGGCUCCACAGAAGAUGGGAUCCUAGUCCAGUCCCAGGGGGGACGAGGCCUUGGCCGGUCCCUCCCCAAAGGCUCCGUGGAGGACGGGCCCCCCGAAGGGACAGCCCUCUGCCCGGCUCUCCCUCCACGGGGCCAGGAGUCUGACCGAGCCCCGCAGGAGUCCAGGUCCUGGCUGAUCGGGCCCCAGGGGCUCCGCGGGCCCCGUGGGGGACGGGACCUCGAAGGGACAGCCCUCUGCCGGCUCUCCCUCCACGCGGGCGGGGGCUCUGACCGAGACCCAGGGGGGACGAGGUCGCGGCUGAGCGGUCCCAGGGGCUCCGUGGGGGACUGGACCCCAAGCCGGAUGUCCCGGCCGCGCGCCGUGACCUCGCUCCUCGCCCUUGGCACGCGGAGUGGGAGCGGCGCCGAGUGUCUAUAUAAGGUUGUGCCGGGGGCUGCGCUCGGCUGCAGCAAAGUGACACCGGGCUCUCCCUCCCCUCCCCUGCCUGCCAGGCGCCAGGCCUUGCUGGAUCUCCGACCCCGGGGGAUCCUUCCAGCCCUGGCCCGGAUCCUGCCCCUUGGGCUGGGAGCCGUGGAGCUGUCGCGGCGCCACCCGCUGGCAUCCUGGCUGUGCGCCAUGCUGCACUGCUUUGGGAGCUACAUCCUGGCGGACCUGCUCCUGGGGGAGCCACUCAUCGACUACUUCAGCAACAGCUCCAGCAUCCUGCUGGCCUCUGCCGUCUGGUACCUGAUUUUCUUCUGCCCCUUGGACCUGUUCUACAAAUGUGUCUGCUUCCUGCCUGUGAAGCUCAUCUUUGUGGCCAUGAAGGAGGUGGUAAGGGUCCGCAAAAUUGCUGUGGGCAUCCACCAUGCGCACCACCACUACCACCAUGGGUGGUUUGUUAUGAUCGCCACCGGCUGGGUGAAAGGCUCUGGCGUCGCCCUCAUGUCCAACUUCGAGCAACUACUCCGAGGGGUCUGGAAGCCGGAGACCAAUGAGAUCUUGCACAUGUCCUUCCCCACCAAGGCCAGCCUGUACGGAGCUGUCCUCUUCACCCUCCAGCAGACCCGCUGGCUCCCAGUGUCCAAAGCCAGCCUCAUCUUCAUCUUCACCAUGUUCAUGGUGUCCUGUAAGGUGUUCCUGACAGCCACUCACUCCCACAGCUCCCCAUUUGAUGUCCUGGAGGGCUACAUCUGCCCUGUGCUGUUUGGGAUGGCCUGGGGAGGCGACCAUCACCAUGACAACCACGGAGCAUCCCAUGGCGGUGGUGGGCCCGGUGGCCAGCAUUCGUCCAUGGCCGCCAAGUCCAAGGAGGAGCUGAGCGAGGGCUCCAGGAGGAAGAAGACCAAGAAGGCAGAUUAGCGGGCAGCCCGAGGGGCACCAGGGAGGACCCAGACCCAAGACCCUCUGAGCUGGGAGGUGCCCCUGGAUUCGCACAUCACCCUCUCCAGGCCUUGACCUCCCUCCUGCACACCGGGGCCACCAGCCCACCCUCCAGGGCUGACGAGGGGGUUCGAUGAGACCUGAGGUGAAGGCCUUUUGUAGGAAUGGGGAAGGGUCACUCUCUUUGCCGGGACGCCCACAGAGCCAUGGCUUUGGGUGGGCUUCGGCAGCAGCCCCAGCAGAAACCAUGGCAGGCGGUUAUAUUCUUGAUCCCAUUUUUCCCCCUCUAAAGUGACGUCCUGACUGCUGAGGUGUUUGAAGCCAUGUGGAGAUGCCUUUGUCUGAGGGACAGCUCCCAGGUGCCCGCCCUGGGCCCACGUGCUGUGCCUCACAGCCCUUCUUGCCCAGGAUCCUCAGUGGCUAGACCUUCCCCCGGGCCCAGGACGUUCCGACUCUUGCUGGGCAUCCCUGCGCGAGUUUCCUCCCUCCUCUGAGCUUUGCGUUCCCUGUCUGCAUAGUGGAGACCCUUGUCCCUUGUCCGAUGGAAGGGCUGACGUGAGGCUGGCACCAACAGGCCCUCCAUGCUCAUGAGCAGUGGGCCAUCAGGAACGGAGGCCAGCACCAUCAUAGACUAUGACUGAGAAUGGCUUCGCCAUGCACAGUGGCUCACACCUGGAAUCCCAGCACUUGGGGAGGCUGAGGUGGGAGGAUCACUUGAGGCCAGGAGUUCAGAACUAGCUUGGCCAACGUGGUGACACCCCAUUGCUAAGGAAAAAGAAAAAAAAUGACUUUGCAUUUUAGAUCACGUGUGUUUGUGGGUUAGCGAAUCCUACAAGUUCCCCAGCAUAAAGGAAGCCCUCAGUAGAUGUGUCUAAGGCAAGCUUGAGCAGUUAAAGGGUACAGAAGGCCUGUUCUGAACCAUUGGUUACAGGCUGUCCCUAAACCAAAGAAAUGCAGCCACUUGGGCAGGAUUCCAAGAUCCAGCUCUGUCAAGGGGCUCUGAACACUCGCAGUUGGAACCUGGAAGGAAGUACCAGGUCUCCCUUGAGUUCAUUUUUCUCAUUCAGUCAUUCAACAGACGUCUGGACGCCUGCCUGCUCUGUCCUGAGCCUUGUGCCGUUGCUGGCAGGCCAGGAGCUGGCUGCAGGAUGAGCAACAGGGAUGCUAGCCAAAGGGUCCCUUCUGGCCUCCCUCAUGCCAGCCCUGGGGGGGGUAUGGCCAGUCUCGGGUGAGGUUUAGGCCCAGGUGUGGCCCAGCUGUUGGGAAAGUGCCUUGUUCCUGUGAUGCCUGGGGGCUGGGUAGUUCCGAGCGGGAAGGCCCAGUCUCCCCUUGCAUGUCCGUCACAGCUCGGCAGGAAGGGUCCGCCAAUAAAUCUGUUGUGAACCAACCUU
This is a messenger RNA of Carlito syrichta (Philippine tarsier), 2756 nucleotides long. RefSeq names its product transmembrane protein 38A (gene TMEM38A). Gene Ontology annotation, cellular component: membrane. Gene Ontology annotation, molecular function: identical protein binding; potassium channel activity. The record is from RefSeq and is a predicted model, not a curated record. The transcript is spliced from 8 exons. Gene Ontology annotation, biological process: potassium ion transmembrane transport. The coding region runs from base 1 to 1344 and encodes 447 amino acids. Lineage: Eukaryota; Metazoa; Chordata; Mammalia; Primates; Tarsiidae.